UCAUCAUGGCGUCCUUGAUAGUCGAAUACAUUUGUUAUCAAAGUGAUAAAGUAAAAGAUUAACAAAUGUCUCGUCUGUUUUCUUCGCAUCGGCAACAUUAAGUGAUUUUUUUUAUUACUGCAUAAGUUCUUUUUGAGAAAAUUGUUGGUAAUGGCGCGUAAUGCGGAAAAAGCGAUGGCCAUGAUGUCCAGAUGGACGGCCAUGGUAAGAGACGAAGGAAAAGUUACGGAAAGACGUCCUUAUCUUGCAACUGAAUGCUCUGACUUGCCAAAGGCAGAGAAAUGGAGAAGACAGAUUAUUGGUGAAGUUUCGAAGAAAGUUGCCCAGAUCCAAAAUGCUGGUCUUGGAGAAUUUCGAGUUAGAGACCUAAAUGAUGAGAUUAACAAAUUGUUGCGUGAAAAACGACAUUGGGAAGAUAGGAUAUUACAGCUAGGUGGACCAGAUUACAAGAGAGUUGGUCCAAGAAUGUUGGAUCAUGAAGGAAAGGAAGUUCCAGGCAACAGAGGAUAUAAAUACUUCGGAGCGGCAAAAGAUUUACCUGGUGUUCGAGAGCUUUUUGAACAAGAACCUCCCGCACCUCCUCGUAAAACAAGAAGUGAACUUAUGAGAAAUAUUGACGCUGAUUACUAUGGAUACCGGGAUGAAGACGAUGGAGUGUUGGUGCCUCUUGAAGAGAAAGCUCAGAAAAAAGCCUUGGAAAAGGCCAUGUCAGAUUAUGAGAAGCAAAAAGCCACAGGAGAGGUGGCUCAAGUUGAAGAAGAAGAAGACAUAUAUGCUACUGUUGCUGAAGAUAAUGAAAGUGAUGAAGAUAAGGAAAGUGAAGAACAAGAUGAAAGCAAAUUUGUCUCACAUGUAGCCGUACCAUCGCAGGAAGAGGUUGAAGCUUUGUUAGUUCAAAGGAAGAAAAUGGAACUGCUGGAGAAAUAUGCUAGUGAAACGCUAAUGCAACAGAGUCAAGAUGCCAAAACACUUCUUGGUUUAACGUGAAAACACUUCUUGGUUUAACAUGAAAACACUACUUGUCGAAAAGUUAAACAAAAAUAUUUAUAAUCUCUAUAACUUUAGAGGGAAAAAACAUAAUUACAAAAUGGCAAAGUUCA
Xenia sp. Carnegie-2017 is the source of this 1100-nucleotide messenger RNA. RefSeq names its product pre-mRNA-splicing factor ISY1 homolog. The transcript is spliced from 13 exons. Bases 151 to 987 code for a protein of 278 amino acids. Gene Ontology annotation, cellular component: catalytic step 2 spliceosome; Prp19 complex; post-spliceosomal complex. The record is from RefSeq and is a predicted model, not a curated record. Gene Ontology annotation, biological process: generation of catalytic spliceosome for second transesterification step; mRNA 3'-splice site recognition. NCBI's taxonomy places the organism in Eukaryota, Metazoa, Cnidaria, Anthozoa, Malacalcyonacea, Xeniidae.